Pediculus humanus corporis (human body louse) is the source of this 2025-nucleotide messenger RNA. Its product is annotated as protein C22orf19, putative. Gene Ontology annotation, cellular component: THO complex part of transcription export complex. The record is from RefSeq and is a predicted model, not a curated record. Gene Ontology annotation, biological process: mRNA export from nucleus; positive regulation of DNA-templated transcription, elongation. Gene Ontology annotation, molecular function: mRNA binding. Lineage: Eukaryota; Metazoa; Arthropoda; Insecta; Psocodea; Pediculidae. The transcript has 5 exons. Bases 1 to 2025 code for a protein of 674 amino acids.
AUGGCUAAAGAUAUUAGAAUAGUUGAACAAGUUGACAGUCAAAUUGCAGCCAAGAAAAGGAGAGUGGCCAAGGGAAACACGACUAACGAAACCACUGUAAAUCCAUCAAAAUCGCCUGAAAUUGAUUUAUACGAUGAAGUAGUUGAAUUUGAAGAAAAAGAAGCUAAAGAAAGAGAUGUUUUGGAAGAUUCAAAGCUGUAUUUGGAAAUAUGCUCUGAAAUAAGAACAUUACUAAUGGAAAUAGCUGACUUGAAAGCUCAAAACAGUGAUACAUCAUCUGCUUUGAUAAAAGAAAAAAGGAUUGAAGCUUCUUUGAAAAUACUAAUGCUUAAAAAAUUGAAUCGCCUUGAAAAAGUAAGAACAAAAGAAAGUAGAGUGGCAUUGCAAAUAGCUCGAGAACAAGUUGAUAGUGAUCAUCUACAUUUACAAAAUAUGCUUUACGAAGUACUUCACUUAACUAAAGAAGUUAAAAAAUGUCUUGAAUUUAAAUCAAAAGAUGAAGAAAUGGAUUUGGUUCCAAUUGAAGAAUUUUAUGCUAAUGCUCCAGAAUCAAUAUCUAAACCAGAAAUAACAAAAACAAAUGACCACGAAUUAAAAUUAGCAAGACUGCAAUGGGAACUUGUUCAAAGAAAAGAUUUAGCUGCACAAUGUCAAAAGUUAGAAGCUAGUAAAGAAGUUGUUGCCAAAGAGAUUGAAACAAAGAAAGAACAAUUGAACAAUUUAGCUCCUACCCUCAAAAAUAUUUUAGAUGCUACAAAACCAUUACAAGAAUAUCUAGCCAUGCCUAACGACAAGAGUAGAAAAUUAAUGGAUUUAGUUUAUCUUUUACCCAAACCUCUUUAUGUAUUAUUUGUACAAUUGGAUGCAUACAGUCAAGUUGUUAAAUGGGUAAAUGUUAGUAUUAAAGGAGAGUGUGAUAAGACAUCAGCAGAAGAAUCACAUUUAGAUGACAUUUCAUCUGAUGACUCAGAUUCAGAUGAUGCUGAUUUAUCACAUAGAAGAAAGACAAAUUUUCAAGAUCGGAGAAAAUCUGGUGCUGGAAAUAGUUCUGAUAGAAUUGAACAGAAAAAAAAUGAAUGUUUAAAAAAACAUCCGUUGACGCUAUUAUUAAAAAUUACAUUAAAAACUGGAGAAGUAUUAAUGAUAGAAUUUCAAUGGCUGGUGGUAUUAGAAAUAAUAUGUGUGAUUCCAUCGACUACACUCAAUGAAUCUUUUGGAAUUGCUGCUGAUGACUUAUUAGCCCCCCGAAAUAUCCUUUCAUAUUUAUUUUCAGGAGAUUCAGGAGAAUCUUGUCCUAAUCCUAGUGCCUAUUAUCAAUUGCACAGAGCCGGAUUAGAUUCAUUACCGAAUGAAAAUUCAGAUUUAGGAAUACCUUAUAAAUGGGCUCAAGAACUUUGCGGAAUCGAUAUAUUACCCUCAUCUCCAGAAGUUGUCAUUAACAUAUCUCAAAAGAACUUGGAAAGUACGUUGAAAAAAAUUAAAAAUCGUUUUCAAAACCGCCUUUCUCUUGCCAGAGAAAUUUACAAUUUGGAAACCGGAUACUCAAUAACGCAUAAAAAAAUAUCAUCAACUCUAACAUCUUUCCUAACUAUAACUCUACAGGAAUUUUCUAAAAUCCCAACAGCUCAACAAAUAAUUAAAGAAAACAUUGUAGACAACAGUUUUAUGUUUUAUAAAGCGAUGCUGAGUUUGAAUCCGACAAAAUUUAUUGCUUACAUAGCGGUGAGUCCAAAUUAUCCUCAAGAAUAUCCAUUAAUUUUAAUCGAAUUUAUUCACAAGACAAAUUAUAAUUCGUUAAAUUUAAACGGAUUACGAGAUUUGGAAAAGGAAAUAAACGUUUUUCCGGAUGAUCCACCGGAAGAAAUAAAAGACGACAAUUGCGUUUUAUUACGACAAAUAAGAAAAUUAUUUUAUUCCAUUGAAAUUUUUGCUCACAUUGAAAUAUCAAAAGAAACCAAUGUACAAGCGACAUAUUUUAGAGAUACUCAAGGUAGAAGUCGUAGUCAUCCAUACAAUAGAAAAUAA